Molecule: messenger RNA, 1949 nt
Organism: Rubroshorea leprosula
Lineage: Eukaryota; Viridiplantae; Streptophyta; Magnoliopsida; Malvales; Dipterocarpaceae
Source: the annotation of a GenBank genome assembly
AUUAUAAUAUGACACUUUGAGCCAUUUACCUUACAAAGUUGAUAGCUUUGCUACCAUUGUCUUGCAGCUUUGACAAAGCAAACUUCCACACAAAAAGUCCAUGGGUUCACACAUGGGGUUGGACUUUCUUCCAACAUUUGCUACCAUUGUCUUGCAGCUUUGCUACCAUUGUCUUGCAGCUUUGACACCACAGCUCCAACAAACAAAACAGAUCAGAGUUGCAAAACAAAAUAACCGGGGACGGAAGGUAACGUGAUUCUCUAGCAAAAUGGCAGAUGCACUUGUUUCUGCAGUCUUGGAGCAGCUAACAACAAUCAUCUUGGAGGAAGCAAGGCGAAAGGUGAGGCUAAUAAAGGGUGCACAGGAGGAAAUUGACAAGAUGAAAAGCAAUCUCAAGUCUGUCCGUGCUCUCCUUGAUGAUGCAGAGGAAAGGGGGAAGAGGGACAAAAGUAUCAAACUUUGGUUACAUCGACUCAAAGAAGCAUCUCUUGACAUUGAGGACGUGUUGGAUGAGUGGAAUACUGCACUUUUGAAGUGGAAAAUGAAUGAAGCUCAAAAUGCUGUGUCUGUCCUCCAGAAAAAGGUGUGUCAUUUUAUCUCUCGUUUUUGCUUUCGACGAGUUGUUAAGCUCCAUGGUGUUGCUGUGCAAAUAAAAGAAAUCAAUGGAAGAUUAGAUGAGAUUGCUAAACAGAAAGAUAGGUAUAGUUUUGUGUCGAGGGAAACUAGACAGCCUCAAAUUCAACCAGAAAGAGAAACCACAUCUUUCGUUGAUGGUUCUGCCAUCCAUGGACGAGAUGAGGUAAAGAAAAGGAUAAUUAGCCACUUGCUAUGUGGAAGCAGUGAAGAGUCUAGUGACUUCCACCUCCAGACCAUCUCUAUAGUAGGGAUGGGAGGUAUUGGCAAGACAGCUCUUGCGCAAAUCCUCUACAAUGACGAUCAAAUUAAGGCACACUUUGACAAGAGGGUUUGGGUGUGUGUCUCUGAUCUCUUUCAUGAGGCCAGAGUUGCAAGAGCAAUCAUCAUUGAACUUGAAGGUCUGAAUCAUACUGCGGUGUUUCUCUUAAACUCACUACCACUUCAGAGCCUCUUAAAAAGAAUUUGUGAUUCCUUAGGAGGAAAGAAAUUCUUUCUGGUUUUAGAUGAUGUGUGGACAGAGGACGGUAAUAGUUGGGAUUCACUGAAACAGACUUUUAAACAUGGAGCUCCUGGAAGUAGGAUUUUGGUGACUACUCGCAAGGAUACAGUUGUAGAGAUGAUGGAAUCCUCCCAUGUCUUCCGUCUAGAAGAGCUAUCUCAAGAGGUGUGUUGGUCCAUACUUAGCCAAAUAGCAUUCAUCAAUAGGGACAAGAAACAAUGUUCAGAUUUGAAUGACAUUGGGUGGAAGAUUGCCGAGAAGUGUAAAGGACUGCCACUUGCUGCAAAGACCUUAGGGAGUUUGUUGCGGUAUAAAAGAACAAGAGAAGAGUGGAGAGAUGUUCUAGACAAUGAAAUAUGGACAUUAGAAAUGGAUUUUGAAAUAUGGAGGUGGAAUGUAAUCCAACAUUGGAUGGCUCAAGGUUAUCUGAAUUCUAGUAGAAAUGUAGAGAUGGAAUUAGUGGGCAGAGAGUAUUUUGAUUAUUUGGCAGCUCGCUCCUUCUUCCAAGAUUUUGGAAGACUUGAAGAUGGUAGCAUAUUUAAAUAUUCUCCUUCUCUAGCACCCCUCUAUAGACUACCCCGCAUCCUCCCUGACCCAGCUUCCGCUUUUGGUCAAAGUUGUUCGUUGCCAUCUUCAAAUCCCGAAAGUGGAACUCCCUGGGCAUUCCCGACAGGCUCUUCAGUGUGCCCAAUAUACUGAAAUUAUUGGCAAAAGCAAUUCUACAAAAUUAAGAAGAUACAGAAAUUAUUCAGAAUUAAAGCAAGAGGCAGUAAUUUUGUGCAUCAACCAACCUUAAUAAAUAUGAAAAAGUAUA